AUGGAAGAAUUCGAAAAGUCGGCAGCAUUUCAAGAAGCCGGAGCUCAAGUAAUGAUGCCUGCCAUCUGUAAUAGAACAGAAAACAAAGAUGCUUCAAGGGAUGACAAUUUUUAUAACUGCCUAAUAUGGGAAACAACCAUAUCAGGAAAUCAUCAUUGUUGCACUGCUAAAAUGGGAUCCCGCUCUGAUAAAUAUGCUGUGGUGGAUCCACAACUGAGAGUGAUUGGUGUUGAAGGACUCCGCGUGGUCGACGCUUCAGUGUUUCCUCACCAAACAUCGUCAAAUAUUCAGGCAUCAGUGUAUAUGGUCGCUGAAAAAGCAGCAGAUUUGAUGAAACAGACAUGGCAAUUCCGAACAAUUUAA
This is a messenger RNA of Styela clava, 363 nucleotides long. The record is from RefSeq and is a predicted model, not a curated record. Lineage: Eukaryota; Metazoa; Chordata; Ascidiacea; Stolidobranchia; Styelidae.